GUGGGGGGUCAGGAUGAGUUUCCUUGUGAGCGAUGCAUCGAGCGACGACAGCCAGGGCAGCCCGGUGGAGAGCUAUAUGUUCGGCUGUGAGCUGUCAUCGAAGACCACCUAUUAUACCUUCCAGGUAGACGAGGAGGACGACUGCGAACACAACCUGUCCUUGUGCUCUAUCAGCCUCGGUGAGGGAGUCAGAGAUGAAUACAACGUUGUGGAAGUGACGGCCCGCAAUCACAUCAAUGAGGACAUCUCCGUGCCCAUCGCCACUCUGAAGCUCUCCUGUCAGACAAUGGUGAAUUUGGACAACUUUGUCAUCCAGCCACCAGUGACUUUUCGCCUGAAGUCUGGCUCAGGACCGGUCCUUCUGUCUGGACAAGUUAUCGUUGUACCACCGUACAUGGAUUCUGAGGAAGAGGAGGAGGAAGAUGAUGAAGAUGACUCGGAUGAUGAGGAAGAGAAGGAGGAUUUAGUUCCCAUCAAACCAGCCAACAAGAAACUGAGGAAAUGAUUACCUGUUGUCUUUGUAGUCUGACCUAUAUUGGGAUCGAUUGACUAAAGGAGUAGAG
Messenger RNA from Nanorana parkeri, 563 nucleotides. RefSeq names its product nucleoplasmin-like protein NO29. Bases 14 to 505 code for a protein of 163 amino acids. Gene Ontology annotation, molecular function: chromatin binding; RNA binding; histone binding. Gene Ontology annotation, biological process: chromatin remodeling. Lineage: Eukaryota; Metazoa; Chordata; Amphibia; Anura; Dicroglossidae. The transcript is spliced from 5 exons. Gene Ontology annotation, cellular component: nucleolus; nucleoplasm; cytoplasm. The record is from RefSeq and is a predicted model, not a curated record.